GUCUAAACAACAAAUCAUCACACUAUCACUCAUUUGUAUAUUUCUGACUGAGGUUAUUGGCUUCCUGUCUAUUAACAGGAAAGAUGAAUCAGAUUAUCAUUUGAGCAGUAGAAGAGAAGAUGCUUUAACCAAAACUGAUUUUAGUUUUACAAGCACCUUUUAAAAGCACUACACAUGAUGUUGAAAAUAUUUCCAGUAAGGGUAUGAUUUGAGGAGAGAGCAAAAAAAGGAAGAGAGAAAACGUCAGGAAGCACUGAGAUCAAUGUGUUUCCUGAACAAAUUCCGUUUUAAUCAGAGCACCACCUGAUCUGGGUCAGUCGACCCCUCCACAGACAUCAGAGAGAAAUCAGAAGAAAGGAGAGACAUAUAGACAAGAUAACGUGAGAGACAAGUGCAUCUUGUGCCCACUAUUUUACUUGUAUGUCUCACUUCUCUGAAGCUCACCAUGAAGCACUCCACAUCAUCUCCAGAUUCUGAGUUACAGUACGUAGAGUAUGAUGACUACUUAAACACUUCUUCCAAAGACGAUCCCAUACAAGAUGAGAACUAUGCCCCCUGCAGUCUGAAGGAUACAUGGGCGAUUCUUGGUCGUUUUGCCCCCGUGGCUUACAUCCUGGUCUUUAUCCUGGCACUAGUGGGUAACAUUCUGGUUCUGUGUGUGAUCCGACGCUAUCGGCAGUCUCGACACAGCCCCUGCUCUUUCUCACUGACAGACACCUUCCUACUCCAUUUGGCCAUCUCAGACCUCCUACUGGCUUUAACGUUGCCAUUUUUUGCCGCUGAGUGGAUCAACGAGUGGGUUUUCGGUGUAUUCAUGUGUAAAAUAGCUGGAGCAUUGUUCUCGCUGAAUGUCUAUUGUGGGGUGCUAUUCCUGGCCUGCAUCAGCUUCGACCGAUACUUGGCCAUUGUACAUGCCAUUAAUAUCAGCCGGAAACGUAAGACCUGCCACGCUCAGCUGGCCUGUGCCAUCAUCUGGAGCGUCUGCCUGGGAUUGGCGAUGGUGGAUGUGUACUACCGUUACGUGGUGAAUGUAUCCGGCAUAAACCGGUUGAGAUGCCAGUUAGAAUUUUCUCAAGAGAGCAGCCAGCAAUGGCAGAUCGCCAUGCAGCUGGUUAGCAUGAUUCUUGGAUUCAUACUUCCCCUAUUAGUCAUGCUGUACUGCUACCUUCACAUUUUCAAAGCACUGUGCCACGCCACACGUAGACAGAAACGACGCUCGCUGAGGCUCAUCAUCUCAUUGGUCAUUGUGUUUGUAGUCAGUUGGGCGCCUUACAAUGCCUUGCGGAUGACUGACAGCUUGCAGAAGCUUGGGGUUAUUGCCAAAACCUGUGCACUUCACAAGGUGCUAGAUGUGGGCAUUUUUGUAACAGAAAGCCUGGGGUUGGCACAUUGUGCUUUAAAUCCACUACUCUACGGCCUUGUGGGGAUAAAGUUCCGUCAUGAGCUGGCCCAGAUGUGCAAGGCUGUUUUAGGACCUCAGGGGUGCCUCGGGUUAGCAGGAUGGGCAAACGGUCGGGGAUCAACUCGCAGGCCUACUGGAUCAUUCAGCUCAGUGGAGAGUGAGAAUACCUCGUACUUCUCGGUCAUGGCCUGAAAAGAGUGCAAAUGACACGAGCAAGCAUGCAAGUAUACAAGUGACAGCUGUUUUUAUCUGGAAUUAGGAAGAAACCACAAUUUCAGUUUUUGUAAUCUGAUAGAUAUGAAACCUCUUUCAUGUUCUUUUUUUUUCUUCUUCUUUUUUUUUUGCAUUUUCUAAUGCAGUCUUAACGUCCAUUCUGUUUGAGGAGAUUUUGUCAUGCAUUUUCUGUUAUUAUUGUUAAAGAUCUACACGCAUGUUUUAAAUAUGAAUAAGAAUGUCCAAAAAUUGCACCAUUUCUUUCCAUUUUUGCUUCAUUUUUGCUAUAAGCUCUGUCUUUUAUAUUUUCCAAACAUUCCAUAUUGAGGUA
This is a messenger RNA of Carassius carassius (crucian carp), 1946 nucleotides long. RefSeq names its product C-X-C chemokine receptor type 3-2-like. Gene Ontology annotation, molecular function: G protein-coupled receptor activity. The record is from RefSeq and is a predicted model, not a curated record. NCBI's taxonomy places the organism in Eukaryota, Metazoa, Chordata, Actinopteri, Cypriniformes, Cyprinidae. Gene Ontology annotation, biological process: immune response; G protein-coupled receptor signaling pathway. Gene Ontology annotation, cellular component: membrane. The transcript has 3 exons. The coding region runs from base 446 to 1594 and encodes 382 amino acids.